AUGAUAAGUGUCGGACUGGCUGCAUACAAACCACCUGGCACAGAAUUCGUUUGGUUCACGACAUCAUUCACGUUAAUUAUUGGUUGUAUCACGAUUCUCUUGUUCGCACUGGGAAUCGAAAAUUUAAUCAUUCCAACUUCAUGUUUCACGUGGCCAAUCUUUGAAGCUGCAUAUUCAGUAUUGGCUUCAAUUUUAUACUUUGUAUCAUUAUGGCUGUGCAUUAAUGGUGCGGACUUCAAUGACAAUCCAACACCAUUCACUACUGCCUCCCUGUUGUCAUUCCUACUUGUGAUCAUCUAUGGUGUGUUGGCAUGUACAGCAUUGCGAAUGGAUGAUGGCACUAAAUCCGAGAGAACCACUUUGCAUCCGGACGUAACAGUUGCUGCUGACUACCAGCAGUUCUGA
Messenger RNA from Anisakis simplex (herring worm), 405 nucleotides. Lineage: Eukaryota; Metazoa; Nematoda; Chromadorea; Rhabditida; Anisakidae. The record is from the annotation of a GenBank genome assembly.